Pygocentrus nattereri (red-bellied piranha) is the source of this 1403-nucleotide messenger RNA. It is a transcript of the gene rbfa, whose product is annotated as ribosome binding factor A. The record is from RefSeq and is a predicted model, not a curated record. The transcript has 7 exons. Gene Ontology annotation, biological process: rRNA processing. NCBI's taxonomy places the organism in Eukaryota, Metazoa, Chordata, Actinopteri, Characiformes, Serrasalmidae. The coding region runs from base 88 to 1191 and encodes 367 amino acids.
UAUCGCUUAGUUCGCCCUUCCAGUUCUGAGUAAGCGUUAGCUCAGUUUGUCCUCGCUGUUAGCAAGCGGGGGCUAACGUGGUUAAGCAUGUUAGCUCUGAACAGUAACUGGAUUCGUAAAUGUUCGUUUCGUCGACAUGUCAGCGGAAUAGUCGCAAUGCUGUGUGAAGCGAAACUGGACACGCCGCACCAGCAUCAAAACCUCAGAAAAUCUACAGAAAGGCCGGUUGGACUGCUGUCAGCAGCCGCUAACUUCCACACAUCAGCGCUUCAGCGCCGGAAUUUACUGACGAAGAUGCUCUUCAGAAAGAAGAAGAAAAGGUGGUAUGAAACUCCUCCGCUGAGGCAGCCUUUACCCACUGCUCAGUCUGGCUUCCUGACUCCAGUCAAGAAGAAAAACCAAGAGGACAGUCAGCGAGUGCGGACACUGAACAUUAUCGUCUAUAAGGCUGUUUUGGACCUGCUGGCCUCUCAUGAGGUCAAUGCUGAGAUCCCCAGUUAUAGUGUGGAGAUUACUAAAGUUUCGUUCACAGCAGAUUUCUCUUCUUGUCGAAUCUACUGGAAGACGAGUUGGUCUGCUGAUGGAGACAACCAGAUCCAGCAUGCUCUGGACAGGAGUGCCCCUCGUAUACGAUACCUUCUCAUGUCUCUACAAAUUUUGAGCAAUGUUCCCCCUUUAGUUUUCGUCCGAGAUAAAAAAUAUGCUGCCCUGCAAGAGGUUGAAAACCUUCUCGAGAUUGCAGACUAUGGGCCAAGUGAAGACUCAGGAAAUCUGUCUCUUGGUGGAAAAGACUCUGAUGUGAAUGAAGACCAACCCUUUAAGUCAAGACUGCAUUCUGUGGAACCUCUGGACAAGAAGAGACCUUUGUGGUUUGGCAUUGAUCAUGACGCCCUGCAUAAACAGAUUGAAGACUAUAAACAACGGUCCAGAGACACUCAUCCAGAAAGCGCCAGCUCUGCAGGGCUAACUCAGGAACAGCUAGACAUGUUAGUACAGAUCCGGAAGCAGAAGCUCAUGGAGAAGCAGAAACGUAAAUCGAAGAGGUUGACAGAUGACGAUAUUACCCCUAAAGCGUUUCUGCUCGCAAGGCAACUUCAGAAGGAGGAGCAGGAGGACGAGCGUAGCAGUGAACAUGCCUUAGAGGACAGCCAGGUUUCAGAACUGAGGACAGAGUACAAGAAGAAGAACUGAAAGAAAAAGGAAAGAGCUGAACGUGACUUCAUAUCUCUGCUCUGCACUGAUAUCCAGGCAACUGUUGUGUCUAAAUUAUUGUGAUCCUAUUCCGAGACAGAACAAGUAUCGUUAUAUUGUCUUGUGGAGAUUUGAGCAUAUUACAGAUCAGUUAAAUUCCCCUUUCCAUCUAGUAUGUGACGAGAAAAUUAUUAAAGAAAAAGAAUUCAGGA